Messenger RNA from Drosophila willistoni, 1314 nucleotides. RefSeq names its product proline-rich extensin-like protein EPR1. The coding region runs from base 1 to 1125 and encodes 374 amino acids. The record is from RefSeq and is a predicted model, not a curated record. The transcript is spliced from 2 exons. NCBI's taxonomy places the organism in Eukaryota, Metazoa, Arthropoda, Insecta, Diptera, Drosophilidae.
AUGAAAAUUUCCUCGCUGUUUGUUGUCUGCGUGGCAUCGCUCGUGGUCACUGCCACGGGUCGUCCGGAGCCGCCAUCGCCUUAUGCCUAUCACGGAUUACCCCAGCAGCAAAGCCAGCGGGCCCUGCCCCUGAACGCUCAUCCCGCCCCACCACAAAUCUAUCAGGCUCUGCCGCAAGAGCAGUCGUUUGCCAACUUUGGCCAACCACAGCCACAGAUGACAUAUCUGCCUCCUGUACAACAGCAGCAUAUGCCCCAGGAGUUGAUUGAGCCCGUGGCUCCUUCGUCUGAGCCACUAAAUGCCUACGAUGAUAGCUACAACAUGGCCCAUCGCCUGUCGGGUGUACAACAUGCCAGUGGAUAUAACAAUGCCCCCAUGGAGACAAAGGUGCACAAACACAUCUAUGUACAUGUGCCGCCCAAGGAUUUCGAGGAGGAAGACGCUGUCCAGCCACGUGUGCAUCACCAGCAGGGACCCAAGCAAAAGCACUAUAAGAUUGUGUUCAUCAAGGCGCCAUCGGCUCCAGCUCUGCGUCCUCCAGUUGUGCCACCACCACCACAGAACGAGGAGAAGACCCUCAUCUAUGUGCUGCACAAGAAACCAGAGUUGGAACAGGACAUUGUUAUACCCACUCCAGCACCCACUAAACCAUCCAAGCCCGAGGUUUACUUUAUCAAGUACAAGACCAAGAAGGAGGAGGCCCCCGUCUACGGUCCCCCACCUUCCGAUAUGGAACCUCGUAAUCAGCCAAAUGCUGAGGAAUACGCUGCUCUGCCCGAAAUCAACGAGGCAUUGCCCUCCACAACUCUAGCCCCCGAACCCCAGCCAGAGCAACCAUCGGCCAUCUAUGGUCCACCCACAGCUGCUGCUUACACUGGCGAAGAAGUGCAAACCACUUUGGCAGCUGCUCCAGCCAACCAGUAUUUGCCUCCUGCCUCCACAGUGCCUGCAGCUUUAACCAUCGAGGAUCCUUCCAUGGCACCCAUCAUUGUUGAGGAACAGCAGCCACAGCAGAUCGAACAGUUGCGUCAGCUCUCGGCUCCGGCUCCAGCUCCAACGGUUGCCCAUGUUCCUGCCGCCAAUUAUGGCCCACCCAAUCGUUUCUUCCUCAAGACAGUGAAGUAACUUAACGGGUUGGAGAUGUAUUAGCCAAUUUCUAUUUAGUCUAAAUGGUGGGCAAAAAGACACCACAGAAACACAAACACACACAUUUACAAACCACAACUCACAUAUAAACACACUCAUCUGUUGAUUGUUGAUUUAUCCAUUUUUGUAAAAAAAUUGUUACUAAAUUGUUAAUAAAACAAAAUAAUC